Phalaenopsis equestris is the source of this 648-nucleotide messenger RNA. RefSeq names its product RING-H2 finger protein ATL66-like. The record is from RefSeq and is a predicted model, not a curated record. NCBI's taxonomy places the organism in Eukaryota, Viridiplantae, Streptophyta, Magnoliopsida, Asparagales, Orchidaceae. The transcript has a single exon. Bases 1 to 648 code for a protein of 215 amino acids.
AUGUCUUCCUACUCCCCACAAAACGGCAAUCAAGGCCAGCAAUGGCCAUUCGCAUACAAAGGAAACUCCGGCAGCCACAUGGAGCUCAUCGCCACAAUAACCGUCGUCUUAGUCUUCAUACUCAUCACCUUCCACCUCUAUAUCAGAUACCGCCGGCAAAGUCAUGUCUUCAUUACAAUGGAAAGCACUACUAGUCGGCCUACCCCUCUUGCCGCUGCCGAUGCCGGAGGCCUCGAUGCUGCUGCUAUUGCGGCCUUGCCCACGUUUAUUUACCAUGUUAGCUCUGCAACAAAUGAAGGCACGGAGGAAUGUGCUGUUUGCUUGAGUGUGGUGCAGGAAGGGGAGAAGAUGAGGUUUUUGCCUCAUUGCAAGCAUGUGUUUCAUGCCGAGUGUAUUGAUAUGUGGUUACAUUCUCAUGCCACUUGUCCCGUUUGUCGGACGAGAGCUAGGCCGGCGAGUAUGUCUGAGUUGGGAGGGUUGUUGCCUGCGCCGCUGAUGCCGCAGAGAUUUGGUCAUGGUGGCGGUGGUAGGGCUGCAGAGGAGGGCGGUUCUGAGCCGGCAGAGGUUUCGAGAAUGGAAAAUGGGCCGAGGAGAUGGGCGAGCGCGAAUGGUAAUUGUUUUGUGGACUUGGAGAGGCAAUUGAUUUAG